AAGAAUUUGUUCUUAAUCGGACCUGGUUUCAUUGGAGGUUCUCUCCUUGUCAGAUUGAAGGAAACUCGACCAGAUUUAAAUUUACGAGCCUUAACACGCAGAGAAGAACAAGCAAAAGAACUCCGUAGUCUGGGUAUCGAGCCAAUUUUGGGUGAAUUAAACGAUGCUGCAACGAUCAAGAAAGCCGUUCAAGAAUCAGAUAUUGUGAUUCAUACAGCUACAGCAGAUGAUGCUCCAAGUGCAUUCGCAGUAGUUGACGGAAUCAAAGAACGUAAAGAUAAAAACAAGAAGAUCAUUUACAUUCAAACAUCUGGAAAUGAUGAACUUACUUGGUCGGCAAAAUCAUUAGCCGGUACUUCAAUCGAAGAAAGAACACUUUCCGAUGCAGAAGGAGAUGAAACGUUGGAAAACGGUAGAAUUCAACCAGAUGCUUAUCAUCGUCAUGUAGACGGACCUUUACGUGAAAAACUUUUCAACGAUGAAGCUGAGAAAGAGUUCAAUGCAAGCACGACUAUCAUGAUGCCACCUUUGAUUUACGGAAUCGGUAGUGAACCUUGGAAGCGAAUCAGUAUUCAAAUUCCAAUGUUGACCACUACCAUGUUAAAGAAAGGUUUAUUCACUUUGCCAGAAGGCUUCAAAGGUGCAUGGAAUGGUGUUUGGGUUCAUGAUCUCGUAGAAGCAUAUUUGGUCUUACUCAAAGAACUUGAAGCACAUACGCCAGGU
This is a messenger RNA of Meira miltonrushii, 723 nucleotides long. Its product is annotated as NAD(P)-binding protein. NCBI's taxonomy places the organism in Eukaryota, Fungi, Basidiomycota, Exobasidiomycetes, Exobasidiales, Brachybasidiaceae. The annotation marks the transcript as partial. The transcript has a single exon. The record is from RefSeq and is a predicted model, not a curated record.